GACAGGGGGCGCUCAUGCGCCUUCAGCUGAUGUACCUCCCGUUAAUGAAACCCAAAGAAGAAAGGAAGUUUGAGAGAGAGCCGCUGAGUUUCAGAGAUCAUCUACGAUCAGACCGAAAAAACUGUAUAAUACUGAGACGGACUUUCCUCUACAUCCUCAUGCUAUGAGUCUCAGUCUGGUCUGAUAGACAGAGGAGAUCCAGGUGAGAACCAGGUGGAGGACAUGGAUGAGCCGUUAACAGGCAGCUCUGAACCGGACAGUCCUGGAGUCAUGAACCGAGGCUGUCUGCUGGACCCGGAUGAUGUACUGUAUGAAGACCUGACUGUCAUGGUUCCUGAAACACCCAGUCCUCAGCUGGGUAAACGGAGGAGGCGUACUCGCCGCACAGAUGAACCUUUUGUUGCGGCGGCUCUCGGCGGCUCUCCAGAAGGUUCCACCAGCAGUGAGCGAGGGUUUUCACACAAGUCCAAACGCAGGCGUCUGGCAGCAGCGAUGGGCGAGCAGGGCGUCGGUUUUGUUACGGCGUCGUCUCUGAUGACUUUUCCUCUGGGCAGCUGGUAUGAGCCCCCGCUGUCCACAGCAUCCUCCUCUUCCUCUUCAUCCUCAUCGUCAGCAUCUUCGUCCUUCUCCUCCUACCUCGCACCUGCUUUGGAGAGGGCGGCGGCGUUGACUAUGGCGGGCUCUGCAGCAGGAAGCGGUCCCUCUCCUCUCCGUGAAAGGGUGAUUCAGAGUCAUUCCUCAGCGCCUCCUCCAGCAGCGACCUCUGACGACCUGUCCUUCCUCACGGCUGAGGAGAGGAGGUGGCUGAACGGCGAGCAGGGAAUCAACUCAACGGCUCCAGAGGAGAUCGUCAUCAGUGACGAUGACGAGGCUGCGGUUCGCUCUGCUCAGGUGGAGGAAGACGAGGCGUUCGCUCGAAGCCUUCAGGCCCAGUUUGACGAGGAGGAGGCAGACAGCACACACCACCACCAUCACCUUCAUCAUAGUCAUCAUCAGCAUCAUCCCACGUUUCACCCGUACGUGGAGUCUGGCUGGAUGCCCCAGCUGCUGGCCGCCGUCUCUCCUCUGGUCAGCUUUGAAGAAGAUCUGAUUGGUCAGCGCAGAAGACGUGGGCGGGGCAGACGGCGGAACGGGCUGCCUGAUUUUUCAGAGGACAAUCAGGGAGACGACUACGAGGCUCUUCUGGCCUUCGAGGAGCGUCAGGGCGCCGUUGUGUCCAAGAAGCUGAGUCGUAGGGAGAUCCAGCGGUUUCCCACCAAAUCCUACCAAUCAGCAAACAGCGGCGGGAGCACGCAGUGUCAGAUCUGUUUCAGCGACUACACUGAAGGGGAGAAGCUGAGGAUGCUGCCGUGUUUCCAUGACUACCACACUCAGUGUAUAGACCGAUGGUUAAAGGACAACACCACGUGUCCCAUCUGCAGAGCUAACCUGGCCGACGGCGGGUCCCUCGCCCCCCCACACCUCUGACAUCUGCCUCCUCAGAGCGCUGACAGCUUCCUGCUCUCAUCCCGGCGUCUGAGCCUGGCUGGCGUUCACGUUUAAAGAAAGACCACUGGAGUCAUUACUUUUAUAUUUUUAUUAUUUAAAUGUUUUUCCUCAGAACUAAAAUCAGGAAUCAAACCUUUAAAGCUGCUGGACUUUUUUGGUGUCAAGUUUUCAGUCUAAUAAAUUACAACAAAGA
Molecule: messenger RNA, 1681 nt
Organism: Cheilinus undulatus (humphead wrasse)
Lineage: Eukaryota; Metazoa; Chordata; Actinopteri; Labriformes; Labridae
Exons: 11
Coding region: 223-1467 (414 amino acids)
Source: RefSeq, a predicted model, not a curated record